AUGAUCUCCACCACAAGCACCUUGCUCUCAUUGCCCAUCACCAUCUACGAUCCUUCAUCUGUAUCCGGCUUCUAGGCGUUCGCACCUACAGCUUUCAAUAUGGCCGACAACGACGAUUGGAACGAUGCCGCUCGUGACGCAGCACGCGACGACUACGCCCCUCGUCGAAGCGCUUCUCCUCGCGGUGCGACGCCUCCGCGUCGCGAGCGCAGCCCAGCGCGCAACGACGAUCGCGAAUUCCGCCGUGAGCGUAGCCCACCUCGUGGCGACUCCUUCCGUGGCCGCCCUGCACCUGGCAGCGACAACCCGAACCCAGGCAACAACCUGCACAUCUCUGGUUUAAGCCUGAAGACGACGGAGCAGGAUCUCGAGGACGUCUUUGCCAAAUAUGGAAAGCUGAACAAGGUCCAGGUGAUGUAUGAUCCCCACACACGCGAGCCUCGUGGCUUUGCUUUUGUGACGUUUCACAACAACACGGAUGCCGAGGCUGCGGUCGAUGGCGCGAAUGGUGUCGAGAUUCUCGGACGUUCGAUCACGGUAGCAAAGGCACGUCGAGGACGUGCUCGCACCCCCACACCAGGGCGCUACUGCGGUCCUCCGAAAAAGGAUGAUCUUCCACCGCGCGGCUACGGUGGCUAUGGACCUCCCGGAGGCUACGGUCCUCCUCGCGGUUAUGGUGGCCCACCACCUGCACGGGACUACCCUCCUCGUGACUAUCUGCCUCGCGACUACCCCCCGCGAGACUACCCUCCUCGCGACUAUCCUCCUCGCGGAUACGGCGCCCCACCCCCGCGCGCUUAUGAUGACUAUCCUCCCCCUCGUCGCGGCGGGUAUGAUGACCCUCCCCCUCCUCGUCGUGCCUACGACGAUCUUCCUCCCCCUAGAGCGCGCUACGACGAUGCUCCUCCUCCUCGCAGCCGCUACGACGACCUCCCGCCUCCUCGCCCUCGCUACUGAGGCGACUCUUGAAGACAAGGCUCGCUGGCACCACAAGCCGACGUCGUCCCUGCCGACUCGACUCUACAUGAAAGCAUCGUCUUCUCAUUCCAGCCGCCAGAUGUGUUUUUUUUCGCAAGAGAUGUGAAUGGCACGGCGGCUACACACCAACUUCACUUUCCAACAAAACAAAGAGUCCUCAAGGAGAUUGGCCAUCAUCGACAUGUGCUUGCAAGGCAAAAAUCAAGGUGAAGUGAGCAGAGUUCUUGUUCCUCUUUCCCGGAGAUUCUUGCCAGCAAGACAAUUGUGAAUUGUUCUCGUUCCCUCCGUAAAAUUUGUUGUCGCGUUGCGUCUCGAUCUCGACCUGUACAUUCGAAUACAUGUCGUUUUG
Molecule: messenger RNA, 1327 nt
Organism: Ceraceosorus guamensis
Lineage: Eukaryota; Fungi; Basidiomycota; Exobasidiomycetes; Ceraceosorales; Ceraceosoraceae
Product: RNA-binding domain-containing protein
Exons: 6
Coding region: 100-957 (285 amino acids)
Biological process (GO): positive regulation of mRNA splicing, via spliceosome
Cellular component (GO): spliceosomal complex
Molecular function (GO): RNA binding
Source: RefSeq, a predicted model, not a curated record